Pangasianodon hypophthalmus (striped catfish) is the source of this 4962-nucleotide messenger RNA. It is a transcript of the gene guca1c, whose product is annotated as guanylate cyclase activator 1C. The transcript has 4 exons. Gene Ontology annotation, molecular function: calcium sensitive guanylate cyclase activator activity; calcium ion binding. Lineage: Eukaryota; Metazoa; Chordata; Actinopteri; Siluriformes; Pangasiidae. The record is from RefSeq and is a predicted model, not a curated record. Bases 2869 to 3459 code for a protein of 196 amino acids.
GUCCUUUGUUUUAAAACACUGAGUUAAAUACUAAAUACUGUUUUGCAAAAAGGGGAUAAAAGAAAGGCUGUUUUUUAUUUUUCACUGGUAUUUAAUACUUAUGAUUGUCUCAGUCUCUCUUUCUCACACACACACACGCUUGUCUUAAUAUCCUUGUGAGGACUUUCCAGUGACAUUAUUAUUAAUGCUAUGGCUACACCUAAAUCUAACCCCAACAUUAAUCUCAAUGAUUAAAAGGAAACCUUUUAAUAAAUCCUGCAAUUUUUGACAAGCUCAAACUUGGAUAGGACCUCCAUAAUAUAAAAACAUACCCUCCCACUGUUAAAAAAAUCAGUGUACCAGUGAUUUUGCACUAUAUAUGUAUGCCAUGAUGGCAUACAUAGCCUUGUUAAAAUCUGUUUAUUCUGGAAAAACAUCAAUGUUUUAAUAGCCUUUAGCAGGUUAAUUGUUAAUUUCCUUCACAUGCUGUGUCAACAUGACCAAAUCCUUCUGAGAAAGGCUGUUCAGAGUCUGGGUCAAAGUCAGUUAUUAAUCAACCCCUCUGCUGGUGAACUUUAUUGCCUCACCAGUGACUCGCAUUGUAAGUUUCCACUGUGCGAGCUAAUGGAUACACAACUGUGUGUUGUCUCUAUUCUUAUACAUCAAGACCUAAUAAACACUAGAGGCCUACUCUACUGUUUCUGCUUUUGAACUGGUUGGAUUAAAAUGUGAAAUAAAGUCAUUAGUAAACUUUCUUUCUAUUACUAAUACAUUAUUGCAAAGAAAUUAGCAAAUACUGGGCAGCUUUAUGGUUCACUUGCAAUUUCAAAAUAAAUAUCACUUUAUUAUAUUUUAAAAAAAAAACUUAGUUAGGUAUACAACUUCCAAAGUGUGUGGAAAUAGACUCAUUAGCUGCAUUAAUAAGAACACCUGUACCCAUUCUCAUUGCAGCAAUUAACUGGACAGUUCAAGAUUGGAAAAAUGUUGUGUGGCCUUUUUCUAAUUUUCAACUGUCCAGUUUAGGCGAAACUGUUCCCAUUGUAGCCUCAGAUUUCUAUAUCUGGCUGACAGGCCUGAUGUGGUCUUCCAUUUGCCUCAGGGUAUGCUGUGUUGUGCAUUCUGAGAUGCUUUCUGCUCACCAGAGUUGUAAAGAGUGGUUAUUUGAGUUAAUGUAGCCCUCCUAUCAGCUUGAACCAGUGCAACCAAUCUCCUCUGCUCUCUCUCUCUCUCAUCAACAAGUCACUGAUGAGAAUUUAACUGAUGCUCACUGCACCAUUCUGUGUAGACUCUAGAGACUUCUGAGUGAGAAAAUCCCAGGAGAUCAGCAGUUUCUGGGAGUCACUGGGAUCAGACUUUUCCCCAUUCUCAUGUUUAAUGUAAACAUUAACUGAAGCUAUUGACCUGUAUGUACAUGAUUUUAUGUAUUGUGCUACUGCCACAUGACUGAUUGGAUAAUUGCGUGAAUGAACAGGUGUACAGGUGUUGGAGAUUGCUUUUCAUUGGGCCAGCAAAGCAGCAUUGACAUGGCAUUUAAGUUAUUCAAGUGUUUAAAUGAUUUACAUGUCUUGUUUUGACUUAGACAUUCUUAGUCAUGUCCAUUUUAUCCUGGUCAGAGUCAUGGUGGAUCUGGUGCUUAUCCCAGAAACACUGGGUGUGAAGCAGGAAUACCCCCUGCAUGGGCCACCAGUUGAUCCGUUAUUCACACACUACAGAAAUAUUAGUUAUGUAAAAUAGGUAUUUACAGAAAUCUUCAUUGACACUGUGUUUCUAAAACAAAAGAAAUGUACUAGAAUUUCUGUAAAAAAUAAUUGUAUCUAAUUUCAUUAGCUUUAAAUUCCAAAUAUACACAUUCAUAUCAAAAUAAAUCUUUACUAAGGUUUGUUAAUCAGAAUAAUCCUGGUGCAUUUAGGAGCAGUUUUGCUGCACAUUCUAUAAAUUCAUUUAAUCUGGUGUGGAGGCUGUUAAUUAUCUAAAACCAGAUUUACUAAAAUGGGAGCACUGAUCUUUGGCAGUUUGAUUAAUUGAAACCUCUUCACUUGGCCAUUUGUGCCCAGUCUGGAGUACAUGUACCCUGCAUAUUUAGUUAUUUUCACUGGUCUACUGCACCUGAUUCAACAAAUCACAAAAACCUCCACAAAAACAUGCUGGUGGGUUGACUGGCUACACUAAAGUGUGUGUGCGUGUGUGUGUGUGCGUGUGUGUGUCUUGCAAUAGAAUGGCGUCCUAUCCAGGGUGUAUUCCAGCCUCACACCCAGUGUUCCUGGGAUAGCCACCACAAUAUUGACCAGGACAAAGCGGUUGCUGGAUUAAUGUAUUUAUUUUAAUAUAUAUAUUAAUAUAAUUUACCAUUUUACAAAAGUGAACUGUAGUAACUCCUUGUGAGAGACACAUUAUUGCUAUCUCUUUAGUGUUUCCCCAAACCACAACAGUCAUACAGGGAAAUCUUUUUGGCGACUCCAAAUGCAAUGGGCAGGACUUAUAGAGGAAGAGCAUGAAUAAGUGGAAGCUCAUUGGCUGAUUCCUGAUCUCUUAGUGAAAACUGAGAGGUUAAUUUCAUUGAAUGCCUUAAUCCGGCUUGGCUGGUGAAUUUAUUAUAGUGCUGCGUUAUUUGAAGAGCUGACUUAUGUAAGAACUCCAUGUCCUUUUGUUCGUAGGAGAGUUCAACAGUUAUCUUGUUAAGGAGUUAUCUCUCCUUUUAGUUGCCAAAAGGCUUAAGGGAUUUAGAUAAUACUUGCUCAGGUCUGGCAUUUCCCAAGUUCAGCCAAGAAUCACCAGCAUCACCAGCAACGUUGACUCCAAUAGUCAGUAGACUAUUUGAUAUUUUUUGCUUCUGGACCACAUACAGCGCUAUUAUCCACACCAAAGUAAAAUAAUUUCCCUUUUGGAGUUAUGGGCGCUCAUGGAUCCAACAUGGAUGAAAUCCUGGCUGAGGACAUGCACUACUGGUACAAUAAGUUCAUGAGGGAGUCUCCGUCUGGGCUCAUCACCCUGUUUGAGCUAAAGAACAUGCUAGAGAUGCAGGGUAUGACUGAGGAGGCCAGCAGCUAUGUUGACCAGGUCUUCUACACUUUUGACAUGGAUGGGGAUGGGUAUAUUGAUUUUGUAGAAUAUAUAGCAGCCGUAAGUUUGCUACUGAAAGGAGAGAUCAACCAGAAACUGAAGUGGUACUUUAAACUUUUUGAUCAAGAUGGAAAUGGAAAAAUUGACAAAGAUGAGAUGGAGACCAUAUUCAAGGCUAUUCAGGAUAUCACCAGGAUCUAUGAUGACCCUCCAGAGGAGAUUGUGACACUCAUUUAUGAAAGGAUUGAUCUUAAUAAUGAAGGUGAGCUGACUUUAGAAGAGUUCAUCACUGGUGCUAAGGAGCAACCUGACAUCAUGGAGAUGCUCGCCAAGAUGAUGGACCUGACUCAUGUGUUGGAAAUUAUAGUCAAUGGACAGAAGAAGUUGGUUAAAGCCAGUGUAUGCAGUGCCAAGGCAUAGACACAAGCCUUAUUCCCUUCACAAUGCGCAACCUUAAAAAGUCAAUUUGUUACAAAUGAAUAAAUAUGAAUGUAGUUAACAGGGGGAGGGAAAUGUGGUUUCUAUGAUGCUUAUGCUUGUCUGUGUGUCCUGAAAAACAGCUCUUCAGUUCAAAUCAGUUCACCAAUUGAAAUGAUGGAGAGGGAUUGGAGAGGGCUGGACAGGGAUUAUGCCACUUGAGACUGUGAGUUCUCAUCAGGGAAGGUGUUGUUGAUAACCUGCCAUUUGGCAGAGUGACUCCAUGUAGAUUUUAUGUGAGGAAGCUGCGUAACAGUGUGAUACAUUAAAUUCACGCUAGACCUGAUAAGGAUUACAGAGUAAGCAGUCAUCCAUUCAAUUCACCCUGAUUAUUAGUUAUGAGAUAGGUAGAGAUAUUGCUUAGUUUCUGAACUUCCUAAUUGUGGUGUCUUUUGUAUUAUAGGCUAUUACAUGUAACAAAUAGUAUCUUGCAAUCAUUUAACUUACACUAACCCACAGUACAGUUAUUGUACAGUGUCACUACAUUUACAGCAUUUGGCAGACACCCUUAUCCAGAGCAACUUACAUUUAUCUCAUGUAUACAACUGAGCAGUUGAGGGUUAAGGGCCUUGCUCAAGGGCCCAGCAGUGGCAGCUCAUGACCUUCUAAUCAGAAGGCUUUAAUGUCUUAACCACUGAGCUACCACCACUCUCAGCAUAAAUCACUAGGCUUCUAGUACAGCAGCAACACUAUUAGACUAAUAGACACUAUUAACACUAUUAGAUUAGGCCUUUAUAUGGUUUAAAGCGAAAUAGGAAAUGGGAGUCUGGGAUUUGUAUUAUGGUCUACUGUGUUUAUACGUUACUCAUAUGCACAUAGUGGAAAAAGUAGGGCAAAAUGGGACAAAUGCACUCAAAAAAAGGGGUCUUAGCUUUCCAAAUGGUUUCUCUGGAAGGAAAACAUCCUGCUGUAGGGUUUUACAUAGAAUUGUUAAGGAUGCCCUAGAGACACAGGCCAAAAACCCCAUAAGGAUACUAAAAUUUCAAUGAUUUGACCAAUGUAAGACAUGUCUCUAUUUGUAUCUACAAAUCAAAUUGUUUUCAAGGAGUAACAGUUAAAGGACUGCAACUGGUUAGACUCCUAAUUUGGAACAGUCCAACUGAAUUGUGCUGAAACCAGCAGAAAUCUUUGGACAUCCAAACAGCUUUACCCUGCUAAGCCGGUUCAAAUUUUCCUGCAGCAUUUCUCCUCAGUGUUUUUUUUCUUAUUACCGUAGAAUAGACUUGACCACAACCUCUCUGAUUACUAUGUGAAUAUGUGCUUGAUGUUUACUUUAUGUGGGCUAGUGAGGUUUUGAAUAACGUUAUGAGAAUGUGCUGGCUGACUAAUUGCAGAUUUUAUUUUUGAAUGCUAUGUAAUGUCUCUGAUUGUUGCCUUAAUUAAAGUGAAUUUGCAAAACCCAAUUUCAUUUUAUUAACGAACUUGUGACCAGCUUUUUGCCUUCUU